This is a messenger RNA of Toxorhynchites rutilus septentrionalis, 1335 nucleotides long. It is a transcript of the gene Echs1, whose product is annotated as probable enoyl-CoA hydratase, mitochondrial. Lineage: Eukaryota; Metazoa; Arthropoda; Insecta; Diptera; Culicidae. Gene Ontology annotation, cellular component: mitochondrion. Gene Ontology annotation, molecular function: enoyl-CoA hydratase activity. The transcript has 2 exons. Bases 287 to 1177 code for a protein of 296 amino acids. The record is from RefSeq and is a predicted model, not a curated record. Gene Ontology annotation, biological process: fatty acid beta-oxidation.
AACUUUUUUUUUAUUGAAUUAUCAAUUCUCUUCUAUUAUUCUUUUCGCUCUGCUCCCAACCAAGCAUUCAUGUAGUUUUGCAUUUUUUAUAUUUCCUCUCAAACAUGUAUCUCCUGUCCGAAACAGAAUAUUUGCGAUUCGUAUACGUGUGUUGUGUGUGAAAAGCCGGUCGUGCCAAAGUUUAUUUCAUUGAAUUGUGAACGAUCGCUACGCGGCAGUCACAUAAUUUCAGUCUGCUCAUUCGUUCCCAGUGUGUUGGUCUGAAUCUUCUGGAACACAGAAUUGGAUGAAACUCGAAAUGGCGACCAUCGCAAGGAUUUUUACUUCCCGUUCCAGCAACCUGGUUAAGGCAGUUCACGCGAAUCAUGUACGAUUCUAUUGCGCCGCAUCGACCCAGUCCCUGGAAUUCAUUAAGACUGAGCUAGUCGGCGAGAAGAAAAACGUAGCACUGAUUACGUUAAACCGCCCGAAAGCCUUGAAUGCGCUGUGCAAUGGAUUGAUGAACGAAGUUAGUCAGGCACUGGAACGCUUUGAACGUGAUGACAGCGUUGGGGCGAUAGUUAUUACUGGAAGUGAAAAAGCCUUCGCUGCUGGUGCCGACAUAAAGGAAAUGCAGCCUAACACCUACGCCAAGUGUAUCACUGGCAAUUUCUUGAGCCACUGGACCCGUGUCGCUCAGGCUCAGAAGCCAGUGAUCGCUGCUGUUAAUGGUUACGCUUUGGGCGGAGGGUGCGAGUUUGCCAUGAUGUGUGACAUCAUCUACGCUGGGGAUAAGGCCAAAUUCGGUCAACCGGAGAUUGCCCUAGGAACAAUACCUGGUGCUGGAGGCACUCAACGCACAACACGCGUUAUGGGCAAGUCCAAGGCAAUGGAAAUGUGCCUGACCGGUAACAUGAUUACUGCGGAGGAAGCUGAACGGUCUGGCCUGGUUAGUAAGGUAUUCCCAGCUGAUAAAGUUGUCGACGAAGCCAUCAAGUUGGGAGAGAAGAUUUCUACCUUCUCGCCUCUGAUUGUGCAGUUAUGCAAAGAAGCCGUCAACACAGCCUAUGAAACUACACUUAACGAAGGAUUGAAGUUCGAAAGACGUCACUUUCAUGCCACCUUCUCGACCAAGGAUCGUCUCGAGGGUAUGUCUGCCUUCAUUGAAAAGCGUGCUCCGAAGUUUACAAGUGAAUAAAUCCUGCCUGUGUAUAUGUUUCAGCCAUUGUCAUUAUUGUAACUCAGGAUAUAAUGUGCUGAUCAGUCAUUGGAUGAGCAGAUUUAUACAAUGCAUUUAUUAAUCCUUAAAAUGAUUGAUUUAUUGUAAUAAUAAAAAAGAAGUUUUUUUUAAUUAAA